GGAGACGGUCCCUGUAUGUGCGCGCAUGGGCAGUGGGCGGCGCCGGCAGGGACUGGGGGAAGAGGCGGACGGACGGUUGGUCGCUGCAGAAGGAAGAUGGCAAAUAUCUGUGGGGCCUCCGAUCCAUGGCGAGAGUGUAUGGAAGUUGCAGUUGCCGUUGCUCGGAAAGCUGGUGAAGUUAUUUGCGAAGCUUUGAAAAAGGAACAGACUGUUUUGCUGAAAAGUUCUCCGGCAGACUUGGUGACCGAGACUGAUAAAAAUGUAGAGAAAAUGAUUCUGUGCACUCUAAAGGAAAAAUUUCCUUCCCACAGUUUUAUCGGGGAAGAGUCUGUGGCGGAUGGAGCAGCAAGUAUACUUACAGAUACUCCCACGUGGAUAAUUGACCCCAUUGAUGGGACCACUAAUUUUGUCCACAGGUUUCCUUUUGUAGCAGUUUCUAUUGGAUUUUAUGUAAAUAAACAGAGUGAAAUUGGUGUGAUAUAUAGCUGUGUGGAGGACAAGAUGUACACAGCUCGAAGAGGGCAGGGAGCAUUUUGCAAUGGCCACCAGUUGAGUGUUUCUGGACAGGAAAAUAUAAGCAAAGCUCUCAUUGUAACUGAGAUUGGAUCAAAUCGUACGCCGGAAAUUGUAAAGACAGUACUUUCAAAUAUGGAAAAACUUAUUUCUAUUCCAAGCCAUGGAGUUCGAGCUCUAGGAUCUGCAGCUAUAAACAUGUGCAUGGUGGCAACUGGUGGUGCAGAUGCCUACUAUGAAAUGGGUAUUCACUGCUGGGAUGUGGCAGCGGGCGCACUCAUUGUCACAGAGGCUGGCGGCAUUGUGCUGGAUAUAUCAGGAGGCACAUUUGACCCGAUGUCGCGCCGUGUCAUCGCUGCAAGUAGCAAAGCAAUUGCAAAAAGAAUUGCACAAGAAGUUCAGAUAAUCCCAUAUCAAAGGGAUGAUCAGGAAUAGUGAGAAUAAAAUGUAUUUCUCUAGAGUAUUAAUCAAGUUUAAAUAGAUCUUCAUUGUUUGCAUAUGUACUCAGAAUGUAUCUGAAUCCAAUAAGUGAAAAUGCGGCCAGGUUCAGUAUCUGAUGUGAAUUGUGCGUGUAUCAAAAUAUCAUUAAAUAUUAUAAAUUUUAUCAGUAUUUUACUAUAUAAAAUACUACUCCUGCUGAAACUGAUGGAUUGAAGUCAUAUAAUCAAAAUUUGGUCCGUAACUACCGGUUACUGUACAGGAAUUUUUUUAAUAGCUGAAUGGUGUAAAAAAACCCACUUAUUUUUGGAUAUUUAAUGUGUAGAAAUAAGUACAUAAAAUUAAUGUGAAAUGUAGUCGAGUCAAUAUGAACACAAACAUUAUGUAAUAAUAAAAGUUAAUGCAAGGUGAAAA
This is a messenger RNA of Leucoraja erinaceus (little skate), 1365 nucleotides long. RefSeq names its product inositol monophosphatase 1 (gene impa1). The transcript is spliced from 10 exons. Gene Ontology annotation, molecular function: inositol monophosphate 1-phosphatase activity. Gene Ontology annotation, biological process: phosphatidylinositol phosphate biosynthetic process; signal transduction; inositol metabolic process. The coding region runs from base 16 to 948 and encodes 310 amino acids. Lineage: Eukaryota; Metazoa; Chordata; Chondrichthyes; Rajiformes; Rajidae. The record is from RefSeq and is a predicted model, not a curated record.